Molecule: messenger RNA, 2625 nt
Organism: Monosiga brevicollis MX1
Lineage: Eukaryota; Choanoflagellata; Craspedida; Salpingoecidae
Exons: 9
Coding region: 1-2625 (874 amino acids)
Biological process (GO): protein phosphorylation
Molecular function (GO): protein kinase activity; ATP binding
Source: RefSeq, a predicted model, not a curated record
AUGGUGGUACACUGGGACGUGGCAGCACGCUCGGUGUUCCUGACAGAUACGCUGCAGACCAAGUUGGGCAACUUUGCUCGCCGCAAGCAACCGGACGACCGUUCACCUGAAGGCUGGUACAUGACGCCAGAGCAGGAACGCGUCAUGCGCUGGUCGCCCCCAGAGUGCGCCGGACGUGAAACAGCGCAGCGACGGCUCAACUCAGCUGAAGAUGUUUGGGCCUUUGGCUUUUUCCUCUAUGAACUAUUUACUAGUGGCAAGCUGCCUUACCGCGUAGAGGAAUGGCAGGACCAAAGCAAAGCCAUGGCUACCAUGCGCGAAGUUCAGCGCGGAGCCCUUAUGCCCCAACCUGCAGCAUGUCCCGAUGAUGUAUUCGAUGUGAUGGCUGAUUGCUGGAAUGCGCAAGCGCAUGCCCGCCCCUCGGCCACGUUUGACUCGUACCUCAGCUCUGACCCAGCCUAUGCGAGUGUCUACCAGCCCGUCAGCAGCGCGGACUAUCACAUGCCGGCAGCCUCCCCCAGUCUGCCCUUAACACAAGCAACUCUUUCGCAGCAUGCGGCUGCCUAUCAACCAGGCCUCGAACCAAACUACCAGACCAGCCACCCAGUUCAGCAGCCGACCUACAGUCACUUGCAGCAGCAGCCGCAGCCGCAGCAACAACAAUAUCGAGGGUAUGGUGGUUCGUCCUUGCACGCUCCCGAAUCAGCCUAUCAACGCGUCGGACCUGCCCCGGCACAGGGCCCUUCCCAUGGCUACUAUGCACCGCAUGGGAGCGCAGUUUAUCAAUCGGGAUACCAAACUUCGCCUAGCAUGCCGAAUGACCUGGCUAGCAACGCGGGCUCAGCGGGGGCACAGGGCCGCUACUUGGCCCGGGCGCAAGAAGAUGCCACGCGCCAGUUGAUGCAAGAGAACGACACACUCCGCUCCGAGACAUACUCACUUCCUUCUGGGUUGCAGAUGGAGACUUUGCGGCAACAGCUCGUGAAUGCGGUGCUUUCGGCUGCUGAGGAGUCUGGCGAGAAUCCAGAGCACCUCAUCUCCACACUGUCCACCCGUCAUGCUUUGCGGCGUGACGUUGCACCAAGCAUGCCACCACUGUACGGCUUUGAAGGCCGGGGACCGCCGGGGCAUGGCGGGGUGAGUGUUCACACGCCCACGGGCACCACGCCGACGAACUUGGAAGGCGUGGUGCACGCUCCCGUCAUGAAUCACAUCAGGGGCCAGCAUGCGUCGCGUACGCAACCUGCAAGUGGCGAUUACAGUAGCACCAGCGAGCUGCCCAGCGGCCGAAACUCCAUCUCUCGCGCCCCAGCAGCAGGGGCGGGGAGCAAUCGGUCAUCGAUGGCCAUGCAAGGGUCCGAUCUGCGAGCUGGGGCGCCGCCCGUUGCCAGCGUGAAGCAACAACCGCAAACAAGCUCUUCUCAGUCUUUGGGACACUCGCAGCAGCAAGAACAACUGCAGCAGCAGCAAACACCUUACCGGCAGCGAGGGGUUGCUGGGUCAAAUGGCGUUGACUCCAACAUUCAGGACGGAUCGCUGACCCUGACUUCAAGUGCACUGCGUCUCAAGAACCUGGACAAAAUGGAGCAAUGCUUGAAUGAGCGCUACUUGCUGCGCGAACAGCUCGGGCGGGGUGCCUCGGCUCUGGUGUACCGCGCGGUCGACCUGCGCCAGGCACAAACCGUCGCCGUCAAAAUCAUGACCAAAUCCACCGGCAAGCACGAAGCCAGCCACGAGGCCAGCACGGCCCACCGCAUGCAACACUGCGGUCACACGGCCAAGAUCUUGGACCAGUUUCAGGCUCAAUUCGAGGGCAAGGACGUUCAUUGCUUGGCCAUGCCUCUGAUGAGCAACGGCGCCCUCUUUGAACGCGUCUGCCCCGAUGCUAAACAGCCCCUUACCGCUCGCGACUCCAAACGCUGGAUUCGCCAACUCAUCACAGCCGCCCAGGCAUUUGAGGCCGCCGGCCUCGUUCAUGGCGACAUCAAGCCCGAAAACUGCCUCAUUGACGAAAACUCCAACCUCAUCCUCCAUGACUUUGGCACCGUCGUUCCCGCUGGCUUCAAGUACUCAAGCCGCAUCGCCGGUACCGAACUAUACAUGGCGCCAGAGCUUCUCUCCCGCAGUGCCUGCCACACUUCUCAGGAUGUUUGGGCCAUCGCCUUGACCUGGUAUGCCAUGCUCUUUGCCGACCUGCCCUGGGAUCGUGCUGACAAGCACGACCCCAACUUCAACCUGUACAUCUCUCGGGGUGCGCUCGCCGUCGGACCUCGUCUGCAACUCCUCUCCUCCAAGCUCCGCAACCUGCUCUUCCGGAUGCUGAACCCCUGCCCAUCACAGCGUGCCACUCUAGCCGAGAUGGCCGCCUUUUUGGAUCAAGACCAGCCCUGGUUUCGCCGUGAGGAACAGUCUCGCCGCCGCCGUAUCAUCUCCAAUUCCACCGGCAGCCGUGCUAGCCACGACAGCGGCAUCACGUGCGGCUCUCCAGAGCCAGCCGGUUGUGACUCAGGCCGCAGCUCCCCAGACAUGGCUCCCAGCCCCGAGCCCCUUACUUCAUCAAAACAAGUCUUGUUCAAGAAGAACGGCGCGCACUCUGAAGCCCGCGUUCGUACCACCGUCAUGUAA